Manihot esculenta (cassava) is the source of this 2313-nucleotide messenger RNA. RefSeq names its product protein DETOXIFICATION 42. Gene Ontology annotation, cellular component: membrane. Gene Ontology annotation, biological process: transmembrane transport. The record is from RefSeq and is a predicted model, not a curated record. Lineage: Eukaryota; Viridiplantae; Streptophyta; Magnoliopsida; Malpighiales; Euphorbiaceae. The transcript has 15 exons. Gene Ontology annotation, molecular function: xenobiotic transmembrane transporter activity; antiporter activity. The coding region runs from base 560 to 2089 and encodes 509 amino acids.
ACUGACAAUACCCCUUCUCUUUUGUGUUCAAAAUUUUUUCUCGAAAUUCUGUGUUCAAAUUCAAUUGGAAAUAAAACUUCUUUUAUGUUGUUCUUUUAAUAUUAAUCACACUUUAGAGCCCAACUUGUGGCCUUAAAAAGCUUUUAUUCUGGACAAGGACAAAUCCCCAUCCCUCUCUCUCUCACUCUAAGAAGCAUGCAACUGAGUUCCCUGCAUACCCACAUCUUCAGCUUUCGAUGGGAACGAGGGGUCCCCUCUUCAAUAUUUGCUCUUUUGAAGUUUUGAGUUUGGUGGGUCUUUGUUAGCUUUGCAAUGGGUCUUUAACAAAACUAUGAAAUGCGUUACCAUUCUCUUGAAAUGUUUCAUUGCAUCAUUUUAUUUUCCAGUCUUUGAUUUAGAAGCGAGCUGCUUUUUCUUUUGCUUUCGUCAGUGAAUUCAAGUAUUGAGGCGUCAGAGGUGGUUAAAGUCCAAUCCUGAGUUAAUAACCUUGGAGAGAAAUUUCUUGGGCGCUUCCCUUGAGAGUUCCUAGAAAAGAUAAUUUGGUGGUUUGGCUGUUCCAAUGAUCGAUGUGGCUCAGGGAGAUGAUCCAUCCAUGGAGAAGAAGAGAACACCCGCAUGCAUUUUCUUUAAUGAUUUCAGACAUGUACUUAAACUGGAUGAACUUGGGUUAGAAAUAGCACGUAUAGCAUUGCCUGCGGCGCUGGCUUUGACAGCAGACCCUAUUGCCUCUCUGGUGGACACAGCGUUUAUUGGCCAAAUAGGUCCAGUAGAGCUAGCUGCUGUUGGAGUUUCUAUUGCUCUAUUCAAUCAAGUAUCAAGAAUUGCAAUAUUCCCACUUGUCAGUAUCACAACUUCUUUUGUUGCUGAAGAGGAUACAAUUGGAAAAGUGAGUACUGAAGCACAAGAGAGUGAAUCCUUGGAGGCAGGUUCGCUUGUAAACAGCGAAAGUAAAGAGUUGAUACCACAAAAUGGAAAAUCACUCAUUACCAGCUUUGAUAUUGCUAAGAUUGAGAAUGAAAGAAGACACAUCCCCUCUGCCUCAUCUGCAGUGGUUAUUGGUGCCAUCCUUGGCUUUAUCCAAGCUAUAUUCCUCAUAUCUGGAGCAAAACCAUUGUUGAACUUCAUGGGAGUUGGUUCUGAUUCACCUAUGCUAAUCCCUGCACAGCAAUAUCUGACAUUGAGGUCGCUUGGAGCCCCUGCAGUUCUCCUUUCCUUGGCCAUGCAAGGGGUCUUCCGGGGAUUUAAAGAUACAAAGACUCCUUUAUAUGCCACUGUGGCUGGAGAUGUAACAAACAUAAUUUUAGACCCCCUAUUUAUGUUUGUUUUCCGUUUGGGAGUUAGUGGUGCGGCCAUUGCUCAUGUUAUAUCCCAAUAUCUGAUUUCAAUUAUACUUUUGCGGAGAUUAAUGGAACAAGUUGAUCUCUUACCUCCUAGUGCCAAAAAUUUGCAAUUCAGUAAAUUUCUUAAAAAUGGUUUUCUAUUACUAAUGAGGGUCGUAGCUGUCACAUUCUGUGUUACACUUUCCGCAUCAUUAGCUGCACGGCAAGGAUCAACAUCCAUGGCUGCUUUUCAGGUCUGCCUGCAGGUUUGGCUGACCACAUCUCUUCUGGCUGAUGCAUUGGCUGUUGCAGGCCAGGCAAUACUUGCAAGUGCCUUUGCCAAAAGGGACUAUGACAAGGCAACAGCCACAGCAUCUCGAAUAUUGCAGUUGGGAUUGCUUCUGGGAUUGAUGCUGGCUGUUGUACUUGGAAUUGGAUUAAGUUUUGGGGCAAGAUUAUUCACGACUGAUGUCAAUGUCCUCCACAUGAUUAGCAUAGGCAUUCCGUUCGUCGCAGGUACUCAGCCCAUCAAUGCCUUGGCAUUUGUAUUUGACGGAGUCAACUUUGGAGCUUCUGAUUUUGCUUACUCUGCUUACUCCAUGGUGGUGGUGGCCAUUGUUAGCAUCCUAUGUUUAGUUUUUCUCUCCUCCAGUUAUAAGUUCAUUGGCAUCUGGGUUGCUUUGGGCAUAUAUAUGAGUCUUCGUGCAUCCGCGGGCUUUUGGAGGAUAGGGACUAGAACGGGACCCUGGAAGUUUAUCAGGAUGUCUUAGCCGCUUGUUUAUUGUUUUAGCCAUUAUUUUCUUCUCAUCAUGAAUACCAAUAGCAUACCUCAGGUUGUGUAAGGAUUUUCUUCUGUUGUUUCCUUUAAGUUUAAAUCUCAAAAUAUUAUGCCUUCCCAUCUCUGUAAAGCUUGAUGACUUUCACUUAAAUUCAUGUAAAGCGAUGGAAAUAUAGAAAAAAGGAAGAAAAAAAAAAAUCCUUGUGCUUAUCCGUA